GUCACUCCUCAGCAGACUGGACCGACACCAAUUAAGCUUAAUGAGGCAGCACACCUGACUUCAGAGUGGAUCCUGGAGCUUAUAUAGUCCGAGCGCAGAGCCUGUUGCUUCCUCUCUGAUAGCAGCCACAGAACGCAUCCACACAGUUGUUGCAUCUCAGGGGGAAAUUGUUUGUUUGCUCAGCAAGUUGACUUUCAGCCAUGGUGAAAGAGAAGUCCCACGUCAACAUGGUGGUCAUUGGCCACGUCGACGGUGGCAAGUCCACCACCACCGGACACCUGGUCUACAAAUGUGGAGGCAUCGACCAGAGGAAGCUGGAGAAGUUUGAGAAGGCGUCUGCACAGAUGGGGAAGAGUUCCUUCAAGUUUGCCUGGGUGCUGGACAAGCUGAAGGCUGAGAGGGAGCGUGGAAUCACCAUCGAUAUUUCACUGCUGAAAUUCAACACACAAAAGUACACCAUGACAGUAAUUGACGCUCCGGGCCAUCGAGACUUCAUCAAGAACAUGAUAACCGGAACAUCACAGGCUGAUGUUGCCCUCCUGGUGGUCUCUGCAGCUAAAGGGGAGUUUGAGGCGGGUGUAUCGAGGAGUGGUCAGACCAGAGAGCACGCCCUGCUGGCUUACACCCUGGGUGUGAAACAAAUGAUUGUCUGUGUGAACAAAAUGGAUCUGACCGAGCCGCCCUACUGCCAGAAGCGCUUUGACGAGGUGACGCGAGGCGUGAGCGGCUUCCUCAAGAAGAUCGGGUACGACCCUGUGACCGUGCCCUUUGUUCCCAUCUCUGGCUGGACUGGGGAGAACAUGAUCACCGCAACCCAGAAGAUGCCCUGGUUCCAAGGCUGGAAGGUCCGACGGAGGGAAGGGAACUCCAAUGGGAGGACUCUUCUUGAAGUUCUGGACUCGAUUCAGCCUCCUGUGCGCACCAUCAACAAGCCGCUUCGACUACCUCUGCAGGACGUCUACAAAAUUGGAGGAGUUGGGACGGUACCGGUGGGCAAGAUUGAAACGGGCGUCCUCAAACCCGGCAUGACCCUGAUGUUCUCCCCCGCCAAACUCACCGCCGAGGUCAAGUCCAUUGAGAUGCACCACCAGGGGAUGGAGACGGCCCUGCCAGGACACAAUGUUGGCUUCAACAUUAAGAAUGUGGCCGUCAAGAACCUGCGGCGUGGGGACGUGGCCGGCAACGCCCAGCAGGACCCUCCAUCAGUCGUCAGCAGCUUCGAGGCCCAGUUGAUCAUCCUGAACCAUCCAGGGAAGGUGAAGGCCGGAUACUCUCCGGUGCUGGACUGCCACACCACCCAUGUGACCUGUCGCUUUGCCGAGCUGAAGGAGAAGCUCGACCGGCGCACGGGCAAGAAGCUGGAGGAUUCACCCCAGGGCCUGGUGUCUGGAGACGCUGCCACUGUCAGACUGGUUCCCAUCAAGCCCAUGUGUGUGGAGAGCUUCUUCACAUACCCUCCCUUAGGUCGCUUUGCAGCCAGAGACCUGAAGCAGACAGUCGCUGUCGGCGUCAUCAAGUCAGUGGUGAAGGACCAUGGGUCUAAACCACCCAAAGCCCAAGUGGUUAAAUAAGUUAGUUUCUGUUUACCAGUAUUUUGGUAUCACUGCUUUGUGUAGUUAUUUUUAUUCAGACUGAAUUUGUGUGUUUUGACACAAAGUAUUUAUUUUGUGUUUUGAA
This is a messenger RNA of Platichthys flesus (European flounder), 1677 nucleotides long. It is a transcript of the gene eef1a1l3, whose product is annotated as eukaryotic translation elongation factor 1 alpha 1, like 3. Gene Ontology annotation, biological process: translation; translational elongation. The record is from RefSeq and is a predicted model, not a curated record. Gene Ontology annotation, molecular function: GTP binding; translation elongation factor activity; GTPase activity. The transcript is spliced from 7 exons. Lineage: Eukaryota; Metazoa; Chordata; Actinopteri; Pleuronectiformes; Pleuronectidae. Bases 201 to 1571 code for a protein of 456 amino acids.